Molecule: messenger RNA, 1506 nt
Organism: Botrytis sinoallii
Lineage: Eukaryota; Fungi; Ascomycota; Leotiomycetes; Helotiales; Sclerotiniaceae
Exons: 1
Coding region: 1-1506 (501 amino acids)
Biological process (GO): glycoprotein catabolic process; protein quality control for misfolded or incompletely synthesized proteins; protein deglycosylation
Cellular component (GO): cytosol; nucleus
Molecular function (GO): peptide-N4-(N-acetyl-beta-glucosaminyl)asparagine amidase activity
Source: RefSeq, a predicted model, not a curated record
AUGGCCGAUCGAAAUGCACCAAAUGGGGAAUACGAUGAAGCAUGGGCAAAAGAUUUAAGACAACAAUUCGAAGGGUUAUUAAGGACGAAACGAUUAAAUGAAUUGGAUAAAUCGAGGUCAAGAAAUGCAUCGCCAUCACCAAGAGAAAGAUCAUCAUCAUCCAAUUUACGAGCGCCUUCUUCACAACAACAACAACAACAACAACAAUCUCCAAACUUUCGUCCAACUUCUUCAUCAAAUAAUUCAAACCCUUCAACACCUCCUUCGUAUUCGUCCGUAAGAAAUUUACCAAAGAUUCCAUCACCACCGGCAGAUGUACAAUCACAAAAGUUUCGAAAUCUAUUAAUUUCCAUCUCACAAACUCCUACGAAAUAUGAAAACCCCGGUUUGUUGGAUGAAGCUCUACAACAUUUACCAUUAGAUAGGAUAUAUGGAGAGGCAGAAGAGGAAAGUCAAAUAUUACAAGCUGAAGCCGAAAGUAUGGGAGAUGGAAGGAAGCCCGAAUGGGGUUAUCAAGAUUGUGUGAUUAGAGCUCUAUUGAGGUAUGUUUGUUCUGCUGUCUUGGAUUUGCGCUUGGCUUCCCGUCAUCGCUCUGCCGCUUUGCUCUACAUUCCCGAUGUAACUGGUCCUAACCUCUUAUCAGAUGGUUUUAAACGUUCAUUCUUUUCAUGGGUCAACAAUCCACCAUGUCAAGUAUGCAUGUCACCUACAGUAGCCCAAGGCAUGACACCACCUACACCCGACGAAUCAGCAUGCGGAGCAACAAAAGUCGAAUUGUAUCGUUGUUCAGCCGGAGAUUGUAGAGCAUAUGAAAGAUUCCCCCGAUAUAGUGACGUAUGGCAAUUAUUACAAACGCGCAAAGGAAGAGUAGGAGAAUGGGCCAAUUGUUUCAGCAUGCUGUGUCGCGCAGUAGGAGGUCGUGUAAGGUGGGUUUGGAAUGUCGAAGAUCAUGUCUGGACGGAAGUUUAUUCGGAUACGAAAAAGAGAUGGAUUCAUGUUGACGCUUGUGAAGAAGCUUGGGAUAAUCCGAGAUUAUAUGCUGAAGGUUGGGGUAAGAAAAUGUCUUACUGUAUUGCCUUUUCGACGGAUGGUGCGACCGAUGUUACUAGAAGAUAUGUUCGAAAAGCGGAUCAUGCUCUCCCAAGAAACAAAUGCCCAGAGGAAGUUAUGCUAUACAUCCAAAACGAAAUUCGAGGUCUUCGAAGAUCAAAUAUGAAUAAGGAUGAGAGGUUUCGAUUGGAAAAGGAAGAUGCGAGAGAAGACAAAGAACUGAGAGGUUAUGUUGUGGCAUCCAUUGCACAAUCUGUUGUAUCGGGAUUGAGACCAGAUGGAUCUUCAAAUCAACACAUGGCAACUCCACCACCUCCACCUCAGAGACAAGAAGAUCAGAAAUUACCGGCUGAACAACCUGGUAGACAAAGUGGUGCUCAAGAAUGGGCUAAUGCUAGAGGUGAAGCUGGAAGAAGAAGUCAACACCCAAGGGAUCCUUCACAGCAUGGACCUUGA